AUGGCCGAAGCACGAGACCGUGCAUUGCCCCUCCACGUGGCAACAACCUUCCCUCGCCGCCGCACUUCCUUCAUCUACCUCGACCCCCUUCCAACCCCAGCCCCAAGAAACCCAAUCGCGCGUCCACGCGCUCGCAAUUCUCACUCGCUGGGCAUGGAAAACACUCCCUUGGUAACACCAGGACGCGGAAGAGGUCGAGGCUUCGUCCUUCCAUCUUGGUAUCCCAGAACCCCUUUGCGUGAUAUCACUAUCCUUUAUCGGGCGAUUGAGAGAAGUAGAGCGAGGUUGGGGGAGAAUGAAGGCCAGCAAAUUGGGGAUUCGGAUCAAGUGCUUCUUGAUCCGUUUUCUGCGUCCCAAAUUGAGCGUGAUUCGUCCCAAGUUGAGAAAGGUUUUCGAGAAGAGUUGCAGAAGUUGAAGAGAACUCCGAGCGCCAAGAAAGGUGAAAGGGAAAAACGGAACACGAUUGGGGAAGAGCUUAGGUCACAAAUUGGGGAUUCGGAUCAAGUCCUUCCUGAUCCGUUUUCUGCGUCUCAAAUUGAGCAUGACUCGUCUCAAGUUGAAAAGGGUUUUGGAGAAGAGUUGCAUAAGUUGAAGAGAACUCCGAGCGCCAAGAAAGUGCUUCCUGAUCCACCUGAUCCGUUUUCUGCGUCUCAAAUUGAGCGUGAUUCAUCUGAAGUUGAGAAGGGUUUUCGAGAAGAGUUGCAGAAGUUGGAGAGCACUCCUAGCGCCAAGAAAGCUGAAAGGGAAAAACGGGUGAGAACAUCAAUGUCCAUGCGGUGA
Abrus precatorius (Indian licorice) is the source of this 780-nucleotide messenger RNA. Its product is annotated as protein POLYCHOME-like. NCBI's taxonomy places the organism in Eukaryota, Viridiplantae, Streptophyta, Magnoliopsida, Fabales, Fabaceae. Gene Ontology annotation, cellular component: nucleus. The record is from RefSeq and is a predicted model, not a curated record. Gene Ontology annotation, biological process: regulation of nuclear division; negative regulation of ubiquitin protein ligase activity. The transcript has 4 exons. The coding region runs from base 1 to 780 and encodes 259 amino acids.